This is a messenger RNA of Medicago truncatula (barrel medic), 3026 nucleotides long. RefSeq names its product golgin candidate 1. Gene Ontology annotation, biological process: Golgi organization; retrograde transport, vesicle recycling within Golgi. Lineage: Eukaryota; Viridiplantae; Streptophyta; Magnoliopsida; Fabales; Fabaceae. The transcript is spliced from 21 exons. Gene Ontology annotation, cellular component: Golgi cisterna; Golgi membrane. The record is from RefSeq and is a predicted model, not a curated record. The coding region runs from base 379 to 2514 and encodes 711 amino acids.
UUUUAUUUUUUACCAACAACAUAAGACAUGAUACCUGAAAACCGCGUUUGCGUAAAGAUUCAUUCAUUUCUGGAAAGUUAACAAUAAUUCGGUGGUUGAAUCCUGAAAACACAACAGAAGCAAUUUACUACACACAAAUAAUCGAUUCCAGAAAUAAUCACUUAUUCAAAAUCACACUCUUUAAUUUCCAUUUCAUUAUUUUAUUAUCUUUUUCUGCUUCUCGCGAUGGAACGUGAUUAAUUCAGAGCAGAAAGAGAAAGAGAAUAGUGACACAGUGUUAUGUUGUUUGAUUUGAUUCAACAAAAGCGACGUCGUUUUAUAAUGGAAGCUCUGAACCAUUUCUUCAUAUAAAAACGAAUCUGAUACGUUUUUGUUACAAUGGCGUCGUGGCUCAAAGUUGCUGAAGAUUUAUUUGAAGUUGUUGAUCGAAGGGCAAAGCUGGUUGCUAAUGAAACAGGAGAAGAACAAUCUGAUUCCAAAUCUCCAGCUUCAAAUGGGCAAGGAUCUCAAGGCAAGAGAAAGAAAUCAAAACCUAAGGCUCAAAAGGGACAGUCCGACUCAUCAACUAUAAUUAGUGAUACUACUAAGGAGAAAAAUGAAUCUCCAGCAGCAACAUCGGAUGUAAGUGUAACAACUCCAAGCGACAAAGUUGAUCCUGUAGCCAAAAAUGAUGGGAGUGAUUCCAUUUCUACAAAUCAAUCAAAGGAGCAGCAACCGACUGAUGCAGUAUCACCUGUAUUAGGAACUUCAUUGUCAACAAAGCUAGCUAGCGAUACUGUUAAACACGACACAGGUGAUGUGGAGGUCUUAGGAAAUGAUACUGAUGUUGAUGUUACCACUACCUCUCCAAAUAAUGAGCCCGUCAAAGAGAAGGCUUCAGAUAUUAAUGAAGUGGAUCCUUCUCCUUCUCCCAAAGGAAUUAAAGACCCCAACCAUGAACCCACCAGUACUGACCAAAUUACCAAGGCUGUAGAUUUGGAAUCCAAUCAAAAUAUGGAUCAAGAAGAAACUGAAACUGUGGCUGAUGAUGUAGCUCCUAGUACUAGUGAUACAAUACUUAAGGAUUCUGAUAUAAAAGCUGAACCUAUUGUGAAUCGAAAGAGCCAAGAGGAUCAUAAAACCGACAUCUCCCCCAAAAAACUACAGGAACAACUUGAAGAGGCUCAAGGAUUGCUCAAAACAACUAGAUCUACUGGUCAGUCUAAAGAGGCAAGGCUAGCUCGGGUUUGUGCUGGACUGUCAUCUCGCCUUCAAGAAUACAAAUCCGAAAAUGCACAGUUAGAGGAACUUCUUACUGCAGAGAGAGAGCUGAGUAAAUCAUAUGAGGCUAGCAUAAAACAGCUGCAAAGGGAUUUGUCUGAAAGUAAAAAGGAAGUUACAAGAGUUGAGUCAAAUAUGGCUGACGCCUUGGCAGCAAAAAAUGCUGAAAUUGAGGCAGUUCUAAGUUCAGUGGAAGCAAUUAAGAGGCAAGCUGCAUUGUCAGAAGGAAGUCUAGCAUCCAUGCAGGCAAACAUGGAGUCUAUGAUGAGAAAUCGGGAACUAACAGAGACAAGGAUGAUGCAGGCUCUAAGAGAGGAGCUAGCAUCUGUUGAGCGAAGAGCAGAAGAGGAGCGCGCUGCACAUAAUGCUACCAAAUUGGCUUCUAUGGAAAGAGAAGUGGAAUUGGAGCAUAGAGCAGUUGAGUCAUCUACUGCCCUUGCAAGGAUACAGAGAAUAGCAGAUGAAAGGACAGCAAAGGCCACAGAACUUGAGCAGAAGGUGGCACUUCUCGAGGUUGAGUGCUCAUCUUUAAAUCAAGAAUUGCAAGAUAUGGAAGCUCGUUUGCGACGGGAACAAAAAAAAUCACCAGAAGAAGCAAAUCAAGUAAUUCAGAUACAAGCAUGGCAGGAAGAAGUGGAGCGUGCUCGUCAGGGUCAGAGGGAAGCUGAAAACAAAUUAUCUUCCUUGGAGGCUGAACUACAAAAGUUGAGAGUUGAAAUGGCUGCCAUGAAGAGGGACGCUGAGCAUUAUUCACGUCAGGAGCAUACAGAGUUAGAGAAACGCUAUCGGGAACUGACUGAUCUUUUGUACUACAAACAAACACAAUUAGAAACCAUGGUCAGCGAAAAAGCUGCUACAGAGUUUCAAUUGGAGAAGGAAAUUAAGCGUCUUAAAGAAGCACAGGCAGAGACUGAAAGAAGUAGAGUUUCUCGUCGAGCAUCGUCAUCUUGGGAAGAUGAGACUGAUAUAAAAGCCCUGGAGCCUCUUCCUUUGCAUCACCGUCACUUGGCUGGUGCAAGUAUUCAGUUGCAGAAAGCAGUUAAACUGCUAGAUUCAGGGGCAGUCAGAGCCACGAGAUUUCUCUGGCGUUAUCCAACCGCUCGAGUUUUUUUAUUUUUCUAUUUGGUCUUUGUACAUCUCUUCUUGAUGUAUCUCUUGCAUUGCCUUCAGGUACAGGCGGACAGUAUGGCUGAUAGAGAAGUUGCAGAAUCUAUGGGACUUUCUAUGGGACUUUCAAACCAUAGUUUACCUUGAAUUAUCUAAAUAUUCUAUUUAUGACAUUUCUGACUACAUAUUUUCAAGUGUACAUUUAUAAAGCACAGCUGGUUUGGGUGGCUUGAUAAACAGUUCAGCAAAUACUCAAGUAUGCAAACCAAAAGAGGAACUGACAAGCAUAUGUCAGAGAAACUGCUGUAGAUUGAAGCUGGGAAAAUUAGAUUUCGUUGUACUGAAUGAUGAAUAUACGGAUCGAAGCAUCUCUUUCUCGAGUAGACAUUCCCUGGAAUCCGAUUGUUAAAAUAUGUUUGUUCUGUCCGUUUUUUUAUUCUUCUGCUAAAGUUUGUAUUUUGAGGAGGAAGUAACAAUGUUGUAGAUACAAAUUUCUUUGGUUAUAUCAUUAUUUUGUUAUUUACAACACUUGAAAAAAGAAACAGUUGCGCUUACUAGAUAACUUGUUUAGCCUGAGAAUCUGAAUGUUGCUCUUUAUGAGAUAUAUAUGAGAAUAUCAAAACUUGGCAAAUGUAAUAAACUUCUAUUGUGAUGGGCCA